CCGCACUGCCCGCAAAGAGGUGAUGACUGAAUUUUUUUGGAAGCGACCAGCACCAAAAGAUGGAAUCUUUGCCUUCUGAUGAUAAGAACAAAAGGAGGAGGCUGAGACACAGGAGAUGCACCAGCAACUUUGAAAACGUAGUCCACAACCAGGAAACUAUAAGUAGCCACCAUGAUUCGAUGACUAAUGCGAACAAAACAUAGCAUUAACCGAUAAUGGAGUCGAUCACCUCAAUGAAUGCCGAUGUGCUUUAAUUCUAGGUAGAAUCGAAAAUUAAAAAAGAUAAAUAUUCCUUCCAUUCAAAUCCUUCCUCAUAAUCACAGUAAUAUGUUCGUAUUAGAAUUUAUGUAAUGCAGAGGAAACAGCGUGAGGAUUGCCGCUUUGGAAAUAAACAGGGAGAUGUGAUGACUUCGACGGGAAAAAGAUCCCCCCUGCCGUCCUCCUAAAAGGGUGAUGUCCCCUACACACAAUCUUAUUGCUCUUCGGUUCUCAGAAUUUGUGGUUCUCAAAAGUACGUGUCAUCGAUAUUCUGUCGUCCUUCCUCUCCUUUAGCACUUUCGCCAGCAUUAUUCCCCAACUGGAUCCAUCCCAUCACCACCACCCCCACAAUCCCACUCGCCUAUUGUUUAUAAGUAGCACCCUUAGCAACUGCCUCUCUGCAGCGGCCAACACCUAGCCCAUAGCGUCCAGAACUUAGAACAGUCCCUUCCCUCUCUUUCACCUCUCCCUUGGAGCUUCACUCACUUCCUUCUUCCUACUCUCGAUCAUCUCGUUUCAUUCACACCACAGCUCCUACCUCCAGAUGGCCUCCAGCUCCAUGAGCUCCUCCCGCACCUCAGAGUCCUCCUGGACCUCAAGACAGAAUAAGCUGUUUGAGGAGGCUCUGGCGAGGUACGACGAGGCAACCCCAGAUCGCUGGCAGAAGGUGGCCGAGGCCGUCGGCGAUAAGUCAACCGAGGAGGUGAAGCGCCAUUACGAACUGUUGAUCAAAGAUAUUAAUCGCAUCGAGUCGGGCCGUGUGCCGUAACGCAGCAGUUGAUCCUCUUCCUCUAGUUCCAGGGGAGGCAGCAACCUGGCCCUUGAGGAGCAGA
This is a messenger RNA of Phoenix dactylifera (date palm), 1091 nucleotides long. RefSeq names its product protein RADIALIS-like 4. NCBI's taxonomy places the organism in Eukaryota, Viridiplantae, Streptophyta, Magnoliopsida, Arecales, Arecaceae. Gene Ontology annotation, molecular function: DNA-binding transcription factor activity. The record is from RefSeq and is a predicted model, not a curated record.